Messenger RNA from Cladocopium goreaui, 617 nucleotides. NCBI's taxonomy places the organism in Eukaryota, Dinophyceae, Suessiales, Symbiodiniaceae. The record is from the annotation of a GenBank genome assembly.
UCAACAUCACUCAGCCUGCUGCUUUCUCGGUUUCGCGCCAUGGUGGAACAGCGGGCGAUGGCCCCCUCGAGGCGAAAGCGUCGAGAUAGAACAUCGCCCUCGAAGAUCCGCCCUGCCACUGUGGCUGUCCGCCGCUGUGCUGCCGAGCUGCUAGUUGCGGCGGUGGAUGCGUCCACGCGCUGCGUGUUCCUGCGACAUGCAGAGAAGUUGGGAUGCAAAGUCGUCUCAGAAGUGGAACGCCUUGAAGACCUGACCAAGGAACUUCUCAGCGCACAGAAUCACAACUGUUCCUCUCCCUUGCUGGUCUUCGUGGGUGAGCGCAGAUGGGAAAGCCGCAUCGCCAAGCUGCACCUUCACGUGAGACCUCCUUUUGUGGUUCGCACCUCAGUUGACUUCGAGCAUGGCCCAUGUCAUCGACACAUGUUGCCAUCUGGAAGCUUCAAUGCCUUUGCGUCCAUUGUUCAGGAUUGCGAAACCUGGUGGGAGGAAGCUUGCAAUACGGGAACUUGGUAUAUGGCAGCACCAUUGCGACCCGUGCUUCCCCCAUCACCCAACUGGUUUUUGCGGCCCUGCAGUGAUUUGUCCAGUAGUGCUGGGGCGUGAUUGGCAUGGGAAAC